Macrosteles quadrilineatus (aster leafhopper) is the source of this 1014-nucleotide messenger RNA. RefSeq names its product atrial natriuretic peptide receptor 2-like. Bases 1 to 1014 code for a protein of 337 amino acids. Lineage: Eukaryota; Metazoa; Arthropoda; Insecta; Hemiptera; Cicadellidae. Gene Ontology annotation, biological process: cGMP biosynthetic process; intracellular signal transduction; receptor guanylyl cyclase signaling pathway. The transcript is spliced from 8 exons. Gene Ontology annotation, molecular function: guanylate cyclase activity; peptide receptor activity. The record is from RefSeq and is a predicted model, not a curated record.
AUGGGUCAGAGUGUGGUUGCUGAGACUUACGAAAUGUCUGUGGCUAGUCAGCUCAUCAUGGGUCAGAGUGUGGUUGCUGAGACUUACGACAAUGUAACCAUAUACUUCAGUGACAUAGUAGGGUCUGUGGCUAGUCAGCUCAUCAUGGGUCAGAGUGUGGUUGCUGAGACUUACGACAAUGUAACCAUAUACUUCAGUGACAUAGUAGGGUCUGUGGCUAGUCAGCUCAUCAUGGGUCAGAGUGUGGUUGCUGAGACUUACGACAAUGUAACCAUAUACUUCAGUGACAUCGUAGGGUUCACUUCACUUAGCGCUGAGAGUACUCCACUUCAGGUGGUUGACCUUCUCAACGAUCUUUACACCUGCUUCGAUUCCAUCAUCGAGAACUUUGACGUCUAUAAGGUGGAGACUAUAGGUGACGCAUACAUGGUGGUGUCGGGUCUGCCGAUGCGCAAUGGUAACCUACAUGCCCGGGAGAUCGCUCGCAUGUCUCUGGCGCUACUCAACGCUGUAGUCACCUUCACCAUCCGACACCGGCCCAAGGACCAGCUCAAGCUCAGGAUCGGCAUGCACACUGGUCCAUGUGUGGCAGGUGUUGUGGGACUGAAGAUGCCGAGGUAUUGCCUGUUUGGGGACACUGUCAACACGGCGUCUCGGAUGGAGUCCAAUGGUCAAGCACUGAAAGUCCACGUCAGUCCCAGUACGAAGGAGGUACUGGAUUCUUUUGGAACCUUUGAGUUGGAACUUCGUGGUGAAGUUGAAAUGAAGGGCAAGGGUAAAAUGACUACUUAUUGGCUCUUGGGGGAGAAGAAGACCAGUCCGGCAACUCAGCCCCUCUCGCAGCCCCCGCUAGGGUUGACUCCAAACAACAUCACAGCGCCGUUGUCUACUCCCAACUGUACCCGCCAUGUCAACAACGUUGCCAACAACACCGCCAAACCCAAGGUCAACAGCAAACCGACCAAUGAGAUAAACGCCACGACACCCCUCCUGCAAGGCGAUGGCCCGGCGUAG